Malassezia globosa CBS 7966 is the source of this 762-nucleotide messenger RNA. RefSeq lists its product as uncharacterized. NCBI's taxonomy places the organism in Eukaryota, Fungi, Basidiomycota, Malasseziomycetes, Malasseziales, Malasseziaceae. The coding region runs from base 1 to 762 and encodes 253 amino acids. The record is from RefSeq and is a predicted model, not a curated record. The transcript has a single exon.
AUGUGGCAUGUAACUGAUUCUGCGUGGCCAAACCAUGUGUUUGUUGUCUUUGAAGAUACGUCGAAGCCCACACGUGCUGGUGCAGACGCCCCUGCAGAAGCUGCAUCUGCGACGCCAGGGCUGCGCCGCUGGCAUGCCCACGUACUCAGUGCUGAAAUUCAUACGUUGCUGCGCCAAUCGAGUCUACCUGGGCCGCUGGGAUCGCCCGCUGGUACACCAGGCCCUGGUGCAUGGAUCCAGCGAGGUGCGCAAGUCCUGCUGGACGGAUUCUCAUUCCGUGUCAAGCUAGGCGCACAUUCACAGAUGCGUCGCGGUGCUCUCGAUGCUGUGGGUGAGCAGGAGGAGUGCAUUCUUAGCAUUGGGAAUGUGAUUGUCGGAUCUGACCGGAUUGCUGGCGGCAUUGUCGAGAUACAAUACCUUCCACUGACAAGACUUGCCCCCGAUUCUACUCUUCUGGGAUCUAUCCUUACUAUGCUGCUUCCACCAGACAUUGUUCACUUACUAGUCCCUCCAUCUGCGCCACCUAUGCCCCUCUCCCUCCCUACAAUGGCCUUGCCCACUAUGAUAUCGCCCACCCAGCUCGCCGAAAUCGUGCCCGCGAGUGGCACUUCAUCUUCGGCUUCUUUCACGCCUGGAGCGCCUGGAUUUGAUCCUUGGGAAGAUGAGGUCAAUACUGACUCUAUUGGAUGGUCUGGUGUUGAGAUGCGCCGGCGCAUGGCCUAUGUUCAUCUUGUCAUGCUUCGUGCCGAAGGCCUUGCAUAA